CCACGUUCCGGGGGCGAAAAUUUCGUCAACCGUGGUUUCUCUGUCGGAGAUCAUCGUCGUGAAAACAAGAAACUCGAGAAUCGAUCUCGAGGAUCCUCGGCGCGAUACGGAGGUCCCGGCCAGGAGAGAUCUCCGAAGGAUUCACGGUUUUUUUUUUUCUUCACCGAGAGACACAGCCGAUUAAAAUGGCAGUGACUGGCCGAGUCGGGUGAUUUCGACAAUAGAAGGGACAAUAGAAGAGGCCGCAGAGUACGCGCAGGAUCAAGAAUCUUGAUCCUUGAAACCCGAUUGCUGAGAAAACGUUACGGAGCAAGCACGGACGGAGGGAUGACACGGUGCUGCGCGCUGGUGCGCGAGAUACUUUGCUGAUCGCCGGAUUCUGCACCCCGCCGGGUGACCGCGCGCGCGGGGGAGCGGAGGGGGUGGAAAAAGAAAAUCGUCGUUGGUAAGUGUCCCGCUUGCUAUUGAUUGCAUUAGAACGACCGAUGACGCCUCCUGCCCCGUCUGCGAAUGGCGGCGGUGCCCGUUAGCAGAGAAACGCGAUGAUGAAAAUGAAGAUUCUGAUUCACUUGAGAACACGGGGAAAUGAAAUUCGGAGUCAUCAUAAGGGACUGAGGGUAAGGAGCAAAGAAUUUGCUGGCUGAACCGAGAAAGCGUUGUCGCGAGAAAUGAGAUCUUACGACGGUGAGAGCAGCUCGACGGAGGACGAUGAUCGCAGAGAGGGCCUGCCGGAGGCGCAUCUGCAGCAAGGAUCCUGGCAACGCACCGCGUCACAUCCUACCUGGGCCUGGGAACAUCGCAAUGCCCAUCCACUGCCUCCACAAUCCGCGGCAGCCCUCGAAUCCGUAUACUCAACACCAGGGGCUUCGCACCCGGGCGUCUCGGGUCCUCCGGCGGCGUACUCGUCGGAGCACACUCAGAGUGCACCAGGACGAAGAACUCCGUUGGGUACCGUGGGUCUCGGUGGCUUCUACUUUCAGCAACAACCGCAACCCCAUGCUUCAUCGAGCGCCUUAUCCGACGAAAAUCGACCGGAUGAGAGGCCCACGGGCUCGCGACUGAACUGCCCGCCGAAGUCGAAGACGACUCGUCAGGGGAAGAGCGUGAGACUGAACAUUAACGCGCGGGAGCGCAGGAGGAUGCACGACUUGAACGACGCCCUGGACGAGCUACGCUCCGUCAUCCCUUACGCUCACAGUCCCUCCGUGAGAAAGCUGUCCAAGAUCGCCACCCUCCUGCUGGCGAAGAACUACAUCCUCAUGCAAGGAAACGCCUUGGAGGAGCUCCGGAGGGUGAUCGCCGUCCUGCAAUCGCCGCACGCGCACACCACCGCCCUGCCGCCCACGCCGGUCUCCUACGACCUCCUGCAGGGAUUCCCCGGCAAGCUGUUCCAGGGGGUGCAGGAGAUGCAGGGGCUACCUGCGAACGAGCCUCAGAUCGUGACCGGCCCGCCGACCGACGGCACAGUCGCCAGCGGAGAAUCGAAUUAGGGGAUCGAUUUUUAUCUUUUGUUUUUCUGCGCGACUUCAUCUCUUCUUUGUCUUUUUUUUUCCCAUGAAAGAUCUCCGGAUCGAUCGCACGCAAGCCGCGGAAUUAAACUCGAACAGCGAGAAGUAGGAUUUUAAGUUUUAGAAACAAAAAAAAAGUGAGGAUUGAUUAUUGAGAUAAUUAACAUAAGAUAACGUCGCGAGAUUUUUAGAGGUGGAGAUAUGAAGAAAUAAUUUUAAGGAAUGGAAACGCCUUUGCAGGCCACGAAAGUAUUAAUUACUAGAGUAUUAUGAAGUGCUAAUUAAUUCUUUGGGAAAGGGAGAAAAAGAAAAACAAAAAUGGAUUUUUCUUUUAAAUAUUAAGUACCUUAUUUAUUCUAAUAUAUCAAAAAUCGGAAGGACGGAUUGUACAAUUUUGUUUCUUCCGUACAAAAAAUAAGAUUGAAAUAAACCGACAGAAAAAAGAUGUCACAAAUAAUCAAAGUUAAGAAGUCAGACAACGCCGUCAUUAGUGGAAUGCCGGAAGUGUUUCAAAUGCACUGUUAUUAUAUUGACAUUAGAAUGAUUUUUGUUGUUCUACACAAUGUAAAUGUUUUUUUAAUUAGUAUAAUUAUUAUAUUUAAUUUAUUAGAAAAUUCAAGGCGUGCUAAAAUAUUUACAUAUUUCUUAUUAUAUUAAAUAAAAACAAUACAAACCAUUCUUCUAAUGGCGGCAGUCAAUCCAUAUCUUGCGAUCGUUUGUACGAUCACUUGAGGGUCUCUAAUCAAAGAUAAAUUAAAAAAAAAAUACGGCGAUUUCAAGUAGCACCAAUUCCCUCCAGUGAAUUAAUUAAUUAAGCUCAUCUCGAAGUCGAGAGCAAGCCUGGAAGGAUUCCGCCCGAAAGACGGAAAUAUUGCGAAAGUAUUGCGAAAGUACUAGUGAUUAAGCGGUUAACACUGUCACGAUCUACAGUCAAUAAUGCAGCAAUAAGACGACGGUGGCAUUCUUUUUCAUCCAACGAAUCAAUUCUCGAAAAAAAUGGCAUUCCAAGAGCUCAAUAAUUCCUUAUCAAUUUAUCGAAUACACUUUUUUUGUCAGAAAAAGCACAGUUUUUCUUCUGAAAGAAAAUUCUGCUCCCUGAAUUUGAUCGCAGAAUUGCUUGUCAACUUGAAAAAUGUCGAGGCAGCAAAGAGGACUGAGAUUUACAAAGAUAAAGAGUUUACAGGAAAAAUUCUUAGAGAAACUUAAUACCGACAGUAUUUAUUUUGAUUAAUUAAAUGCUCAUUUUUAAUAUUAGAAGCACUGUUGUUGGUGCUUUUAAUUCAACAUAACACUCAAACACUAACUAAUUAAUCAAAUAAAUGCUAGUAUUAAAUUUCUCCGAGAAAAAAUUUGAAAAAAAAUUGAAAGACUUUGAUUUCUGAGUAUUUUCGAUUUUUUAAUUAAACGGAAGGAUGAGAAUGCCGCCAAGACUCGGGACGCGAAGUGCUCCUGAGUCUUGUCCUGAAACACGAUAGUCAAUAUUAGUAUGUGAUACGUAUGUCGAGGAGUUCUAGUCGUAUAUAUACAACAUAUAAAGAUAUUGAAUAUUCAUAUACACAUAUACAGUAUAUAUAUAUACAUAUAUAUACAUAUAUAUAUUUAAUAAUUUAAACAAGGCAUCGACUUACGACUUAUUUCUAUACUUAAGAAUCUACUAAGAUCUAUUAAGAUUCUAUACUAAGAAUAUACAAUGUGCCAAUAAGGAUUUGUCCGCUUGUCCGAGAAGCGUACGAGUGAGAGAGUGCGAUGUGAGAAGCGAUAGAAAAGCAUGGGAUUGUGGAAAAAGAAAUUAUUUAUUGUGCUAUUUGCAUGUACGAGAUAUCGUGCGGUUUUCUUUUCUUUUCUUUUUUUGUGACACCCUCUUUCGCCGAAGGAGAAAGCGAGGACGAAACAGCGUCUUAACAAAUAUAAGACAAAAAUAUACCUGUUGUAGAAUGUAGAUGAUAAUAAUUGUUUAGUGCUCUCGAAUAAAAUCUAUUUAAGGAAAUCGCAUCUCGAUGUCCAAUACGCAUAUUAAAUUACAUAAUUAUCGAAAUUUUACAUUCUAUAACACUUAAAUUCACUAUAAUCAAUAUUUAACGUUAUGUUACAUUUUUCGCUUCAUUUUCUCUCUAUCAAAUUUCUAAUUUUUAUUAUAAUAAUGUAUUACAUUGUAUAGAGAAUAUUCUCGAUAUUGUAGUAGUAGUCGUGGAACACAACAUAGUAUUUUGAAGAAUUGUAUUACAUUUUUAAGCAAAUUUAACCAAACUAUUUUAUAAUAUAAAAUGGUUUGGUUAAAAUAAAGAAUGAAAAUCAGAUUCAGCAAACGAUAAAAACUGCAAAAGAGCAUAUCGUUUGUACUUGCCACUCUUGACAAAAACCGGUCUGUUUCUUAUAAAUUUAUUCUAAAUAUCUUUAUAUAUUUUAUUUUAAUUAUUUAUCCUAAAUAUUAUAGAGUUAAGAUAUAAGUAAUUAUUCUUUGAAAUACCAUGUUGUCUCAUAAUUUUGAGUAAUUUCUAAGAAAAGCUCUACGUUUAUCAUCUGUAUUUAGACCUAUAUUUCAAAUUUGAUCUAAAAUUAUUUAGGGCAAAUAAUUUUGCUUAACAUUUGGUAAAGAAUAUUUUAUAGGUCUUUAUAGGUCAAGUCUCCCUUUUUAGGGAUCCAAUUUAAUGAACUGAAAGUAACUUGCCCGGAACUUUGAUGUAAACGCACAUUACAUAACCUUUUGAUUACGAUGUGACUAUAAUGAGAUUACAUUGAGUCACAAAAUAUAUCAGGCACAGGUUUCUAAGUGCAAACAGCUUCUGUAUAGUACAAUUUCUUCGAUUGUCAUUUUAAACAAAGAUCUUGCUUUUGCUCAUCCAUUUCCAUUGCUUCUUCUUUUCCAAAGUUGUUGUUUGGAUUAUUUUAAACAACAUUUUUUUACACAUUUUAUGGAAGAUUCGUGUUUCAAAAUGUUAGUAACAAAAAUUUUUAAUAACGACAACUUUGCGAACUUUUUUUCAUAAAUUAUACGUCAUACUUCAUUUUCGCCGCUCUUCAAAGAACAAAGUCCUCUGAAAAAAUCCAAUUUACUUUCAACUUCAAAGUUGCCGCCUUUGAAGUUGGCGCCGCCCGCCGAUUGCAAGUGGAAGCUUCUUUUUAAGGUUACUCGGCCAUCCAAUCCCCGUCAUCAUCGUUUCAAAAGUAUCCAUUUCAUCCAUUUGAAUUCCUUCAAGCGCAUUUCGUCGACGUCGGUAUUGGGGUGUUUUGGUGAAAGUCCAUAAAGGGUUCAUCAAACUUUAUCACACUCCUCUCGCCGUCGGUAACCAAUAUUGAAGAACCAAACCGUAGCAACGGCAACGGUGAUGGCAAUAAAGCGAUGGCGGCGGUCAUGACCGUAUCUAAGAUUCUCGUUUCAGAGGGCUUCUAUUUUUAACGUUAAUAAAUUGUUUACUUUGUAUAUUUUAGAGUUCAGAAUCAAAUAGACUUUUCGUUCCUAAUUUUGAACUUAGAUAGGCCUCCCGUAUGAAACAUAUUACCAAGUAUUAUUAAAAAUAUAAUAUUAAACUUCAAGAUUAAAUAAAAAGAAACGGAAUAAUGAAUGAGCAAAGAAUAUUGUUCAAUAAAAUUUACAAAUGAAA
Messenger RNA from Monomorium pharaonis (pharaoh ant), 5110 nucleotides. RefSeq names its product class E basic helix-loop-helix protein 22 (gene Oli). The transcript has 5 exons. NCBI's taxonomy places the organism in Eukaryota, Metazoa, Arthropoda, Insecta, Hymenoptera, Formicidae. The record is from RefSeq and is a predicted model, not a curated record. Bases 669 to 1490 code for a protein of 273 amino acids. Gene Ontology annotation, molecular function: protein dimerization activity.